AUGUCCAUUCGUAUUGAUGUUCAUACUCAUAUUGUUCCACCGAUGUAUCCUGCAUAUGUAGAAGCAAAUGGUGGCGAUCCAAAUGGUUGGACUACACCAAAAAACUGGUCUGUUGAAACAGCCUUAAAAAUGAUGGUUCAUUUCAAUAUUCAAUUUUCUAUUCUGUCACUUUCAACACCCGGUUGUACAUUGUUAAAAGAUUUAAAAGAAGCACGAAAAUUUACACGUCAAAUAAAUGACUAUUGUUCAACAAUUGUUAAACAAAAUCCAAAACAUUUUGGAUUCUUUGCUUCACUAAUGACAUUAACAGAUGUCGAAGGUGUAUUAGAGAAAAUUGCAUACGUAUUCGAUGUAUUAGGUGCUGAUGGAAUUAUAUUAUUUACAUCGUAUAAUAAUGGACAAAUGUAUUUAGGUGUGAUAGCCUGUCAAAUUCGAAAUUAUUCUAAUGAAUCUGUAUCAAUCAAAGAAAAACUGUGA
Messenger RNA from Didymodactylos carnosus, 477 nucleotides. The record is from the annotation of a GenBank genome assembly. NCBI's taxonomy places the organism in Eukaryota, Metazoa, Rotifera, Eurotatoria, Philodinida, Philodinidae.